AUCUGGUAUCGCGCGAUCGCACAUGUACAUCCCAGGUAAGGUAUCGAUCUCAACUGCCAGCAAGUGGGACAGCAAAGUUGAGCGUUGUUGUCCACCGCGACAGUGUCUUUCCAAAUUGCUUUCUCUAUCACUUCCAGGAAGCUGCGGCAUCUCAUACUUGCUGCUGGGAGGAGGAUCAUGCAAGUCGGUACUCGCGGACAAUGGCUUCGUCCCAGACGACGUUGCCGGACCACGAGCCGCUGAAGUUCUCCCCUCGCGCCGUUUCUCGACUCGACGAGGAGGAUGAAGACGACUGGCAACAGACCAUACGCCCCGUUGCCCUGGGUUCCAGAAGCGUUGUACACUCGCGCGAGUCGUCCAUCGAGAAGCUCCCACGUCCCCCCGAUCUCACCACACAACUCCCGCCCCCUCGAUCCCAUGUGCCGUCCAAUCGAAGCGCCAUCGGGGGUGUGAUAGAGCGGGUUGUUGACCCCAAAGCAUCCACGUAUGGGCAUCAUAGGCAAACAUCAAUUGUCCAUGGCAUUGGGAUCCACCACUCCAGGAACGGGAGCCUUGCCAGUUCCUCGUCCAGUCCCCUUAGCCCGCAAAUGAUCGCCGCGGCCGGCGCCGGCCUGACGCCGGACAGGGCAGAGAUGCAGCCCUUUCCACGCCUCGACGGCGAUGCUUCGCUGGGCCAACGCCCCCCUACCGCUAUGUCCGGGACGACUCUCGCGUCACUGUCAAGCCUCCACGAAAGAUCAUCCUCGGCCGCCGCAGGCGAGAUCGGCGGUCACAUGUCGGCCCGGGUCAAGAUGGAGAGGAAACAUAGCGGCAAGACCCGGCGGGACCACGUUCACAACCACUCGCACCCGUCGCGACACCAAAAAGACGAGCAAAAGACAGUCGGCGAGUACGCCCUCCACGUCCUCUUUACGGCCUUCAUCGCCCAGGCUGAGGAGAAGCUAAACGAGUGCGUCACGGUGCCAUUCGAGCCGGAGCCUCAGGUUGAGCAAAUAUGCGGUCCGGGGGCAGACCCGGCCUUUGAUCAGCUCAUUGUGGCUCUUGGGCACAUCGCCAAGCAGAAGCCUAAGCCGCUGAUUGACUCGAUGAUGUUGUGGAGGAAGAGCAAGAGCGAUGCAGCCAACGAGGCGCGGGCCCAACUUCAGCAGUCUCGAAUCUAUCCUCCUUCGGGACCGUUGCAGAGGCGGAACACAGAACCGGUGCAGCCGGCCGCCGCGGGCGCCGCUUCGGAGGCUCACCCUGGCGGGCAGAUGUCCCUGGCUGCGAAGCAGGAAUACGUAGCUCAGGCGGAGCGCAGAUCAACAGUGUCCAUCUACCUCCUCUGCCGCGUCCUUCUCGAGGUCCUUACGCAGAGCACACUGCCUUCCAUCACGCCAGAAAUGGAGGACAAACUCGAGAACAUCAUCUUUGGGCAGCUAAAGAUAUCCGACACGGAACAACUGAUGGUCUCGCCGCUAAAGCUAUCCAACUGGAACCUUUUCGCCCAGCUGAUGGGCGCCAUGAGCGAAAUUAGCUUCGCAACCGUGACUGACCGCUUCAUCACCGACCUCGACCGCUUAUUGCAAGAGUUGGCCGCAAAGAACCCGACAUCCUCGGCCCGGGACCUUGAGAACAAGGUGGAGCUUGUGUUGGGUGGAAUGAAGCAUCUCCACGUAAAAACCACACCAGAAGAUGCCUGGGACCGGUCCUGUGAGUUCAUGGCCUCGCUGGGGAAGCUGUUCAGUCGAUCUCAUGGCCCCAAGGUGAAAUCGGCAUUCUGCCAAGUCCUCGAGAUGCUUGUGCUUCCCGUAGCGGCCAAGGCUUCCAACAGUGAUAUUGCGCACCCAAAGUGGAACGAAGUCCUGGCCAUGGUUGGGCCACGGCUGGCCCAGAUGUUUGUUAAGCCGAGGCAUUGGCAUUACACCUUUCCUCUGACGGCCACCAUGCUGUGCGUCUCGCCACCGGACACGUUUGUCAGUCAGUGGCUCCAGCUGAUCUACCCGCUUCAGCCGCGACUCAAAGACCGUUACACUCGCCCGCUCUGCUUGCAAGUCAUCUCCAGGCUGCUCUGGACAUAUCUCUACCGAACCAGCGACAGUUCCUCGGGCAUGACUAGGAAACUAGACGAGGUUCUGAAGAUGGUCCUUCCCCACACCAAGAGGACUCUGGUCGCCAUGGAUACUGCCGCCAUUGACCCCUUGAUUCAAAUCAUCCGAUUUGUUGGGUACAAGCACCCAGAAUACUGCUUCCGAACCAUCAUCUUUCCUUUGGUCAAUGCCGACCUCUUCACAUCCAACAAAGAACUCAGGAUCGAGCAGCUGGAUCCGGACAGAAUAGUCGUCGGCAUCAGGGCCUUUCUCACCAUCAUGUCGGAUCUCGAGAAGGGCGACAAGGGCAGACCCCCCUUCCCGCAGUCGUACGCGCCACCCUCCUUCGCUGAACGGGCGCCUCCGACGUCUCCCGUCUUCGGUUCGCCCCGCGACUCUCCCUCGGCCGCCUGGGCUGCUCUGUCGGGCGGCGAACGACUUUUCCGGCCAGUGUUGGUCUCGGCGCUCUCCGAUAGCGUCAGGGAAUACUACGCCAGGUUCUGCGAAAUACUUGGCAAGAUCAGCAUCAUCUGCGACAACACAUUUGGUGGCCAGGCAGCUUUGGAUGAGAAGUUUGAUAAGAUGGAAAAGUUUAACAGCCCGGGACCCAAAACGCCCAUCGCCGAGACGUUCAAUUUCUCUCGAAGGGAGGACCAUCCUAACCCGCAUGACCAGAAGCAAGCCUUCUACGAGCUUCUUCAUGUAGCUGUCCAGGCUCUUCCCCGGUGUCUAUCAGCCGACAUACCCUUCAACACGCUAAUUAACCUUCUCUGCACCGGAACGGCACACGUGCAAAAUAACAUUGCCGAGUCAUCUGCCCAGUCCCUGAAAGCCAUCGCACGUCAGUCCCACGCCCAUCAAGUGACGAUGGGGUUUGCGCGCUUCAUCUUCAACUUUGAUGACCGCUACUCUACCAUGUCGGACGGCGGAAUGCUGGGGCCCGGACACAUUGAGAAGACCCUGAUGUUGUACAUCGAACUUCUCCACAUAUGGAUCGAGGAGAUCAAACAGAAAACCAGAAACGCCGCGGACGAGAGCGGCGAAUCCAGCGUCGCCGAAAAGAGGGGCAUCAAGCUCGACUUGUCUAGUGUCUGGGCUGAGGUCGACCAAGUAGAAGCUCACGGGCUGUUUUUUCUUUGCUCCCAGUCUCGACGAGUCCGGUACUAUGCAGUCAACGUGCUGCGCCUGAUCACCGAGUUUGACGCAGUCCUCCGAAAGCCUAGCGGUCGCGAGAAGGAUACCCCGAGACUCAUAGAUAUUCUCGAGAACGACUCGAUGCAGGUGAUGAGUUUCAAUGACGAGCAGCUCUCCGUAGCAGAACGGAGCAGACUGCAGCGCGGGAUGCAGAACACCAACAGCCAAGGGGCCCUCAUUGAGCUCUGUACCAGCGACGUCUCGUACGACACGACCUUGUGGUUCAAAAUCUUCCCUAACUUCAUCCGCAUUGCCUUCGACAAGUGCCCUUUCGCCAUCACGCUCAGUCGUGACCUUGUCUGCGAGCGGAUCCUUCAGCUGUACAAGGUCAUCACGGUACUUUCUGAACCGCCACGGGAGCCUCGAGGGCAGUUCUACGCGGAGCCCAGCAGUGCUCGUAUGACGGGCAAGACGCCCACAACGCACCCGGAGGUGGUCAUCGAGCAAUGGAAGUUGUACCUCGUUUUCGCUUGCACCACGCUCGCAGAUCCCGGCAGCGCACAGGCGAGCGGAGCGCAGAAUGGCCAGCACGGCCAGCGAGGUUCCAAGUCGUCUUCGGCGGCCGAAAAGAUUGGUUCGGCAAGGACCCUCUUCAAGUACCUGAAUCCCAUGCUCUCGGUUUCAUCCGCGCCGAUCAGGGAGGCGGUGGUCAUUGCCAUGGGCUCGAUAAACAUCCAUAUCUAUCGGACGCUGCUUGAGGAGCUGCAGGGACAGGUGUCCCGGUGCAACGACGACGCGCGGCAGCGCAUUCAUCAGCGUACGAACAGCAGUCCGCGCCGGAACCGAAAGAUGGACAUUCUACGGACGGAGAUUACGCACGUCUACAAGUUGACCUCGCAUUUUUUGAGAGAUGCCCAGGUCUACCAAGACGACUGGGUGUUGAACAAUCUGGUGGCGUACGCGAAGGAUCUGAAGCUGUUCCUGAUGGACGGCGAGGUUCAGAUGGACUGGGAGUUCCAAAAACUAAGGCGCCACUACUGUGGACUGAUGGAGGAGCUUUUCGAGGGCAUCAAUCGGACAAAGGAUCCAUCACGGUGGAUGACCUUCGAAGCCCGGAAAUCUGCCUUUGCCCUGAUGGAGGACUGGUGCGGCUUCUCGCCCAACCAGCUCCAGAUCCGCCAAAGAGAGGACAACAUGAGGCAGUCGGUCAUUGAUCAGAAGACUGCGGGCGAACGAGGGACAGUGACGGCGGCUAUGGAGAUUGAGAAGAGAAACCUGCGAACGGCCGCUCUGAGCGCCAUGGCUGCGCUGUGUGGCGGGCCCAUCAGCGCAACCACAGAGAGUGGUGCGUCCCUCCAGUUCGAUGUUCGAAGAAUGCUUGCCUGGAUCGAGGCCAUUUUCAAUUCGGGUAGCGACCGCAUGAACGUGAUCGGCAGGAGGGCACUUAAGAAUUUGAUUGUCCACAAUCAAGAAUAUCCCUAUUUGCUCGAGCAUUGCAUCUCGCGGUGCUAUCUCUCCGAGGCCUCGGCCAUGCUGGAGAGCUACUUCAGUGCGGUGACAGACGUUCUCUUGGAGCAUCCCGAGUAUCCCACCCCGUUCUGGAAGCUGCUUGGCCUCUGUCUCUUUAUGCUGGGCAAUGACCAGAGCGCCAUUCGGUCCAGAGCCGCGCACCUCCUCAAGGCACUCGAAGAACGACAGUCACAACCUCGGAGCUCAAAGAUUCAGGAUUUCGACAUCAGCAUCUCGGACAAGACAAAGGCAGUUUAUAAGCUCGCUCAGUUCGAAAUCUCGAAGCGGCUGGCGAAGCAGCACACCGAGUUGGCCUUCCACAUCUUUUCGGAGUUCACCUUCUACUUCAAGGAGCAGCAAGCCGCCGCCCAGCGGAACGUCAUCGCCGUUAUCCUCCCAUGGAUCCAGGCGGUCGAGCUCAAAGUAGAUCCGAACGGAGGGCCCAUUGCGCAGUCGUAUGUGCUCCUGGCCAAUCUGCUCGAGAUCACAAUCAAGUCCAGCGCGGCGCUGCAUAAUGAGGUACAGGCGCUAUGGCAAGCGUUGGCAACAGGGCCGUAUCUUGGGAACGUGCGGCUCAUUCUGGACUUUAUCAUCUCACUGUGUCUAGAACGAAGGGAGCAGAACUUCGUCGAAUAUGCCAAACAGAUUGUCGUAUUUCUCGCGAGCACGAACAGCACACCGGGCAACAAGGUGGUCGAGUUCCUGCUGCUCCAGAUCACCCCCAAGGCUAUGGUGCCAAACGAGAAGCGCGAGGUUAUCCCGCCUCCUCCCGACAUCAAUGUGCUUCCGUAUUGUGCGGAUCUCUCGGAAGCGUUGCCCAUUGGAACAAAGCAAGCUGGGUUCUCUCUAGGCCAGCUGUCUCUCAUCCUGCUUGUGGACCUGAUGGUGGCGCCUGUCAGCCUCGCCGCGGACAGUGUUCCUGUCCUGCUACAAGUGGUCACAGUGCUUUGGGACCACUACACGCCGCUUGUUCAAGAACAAGCCCGAGAGAUGCUGGUGCAUCUUAUUCAUGAACUUGUCAUCUCCAAUCUUGACGACGACACGCCAGCAACCACCAAGCAACGGAUUGAAAACUUGAUUGAUGCUAUCCGUCGCCACGACCGAUCCGUUGUGUGGGGAUACGAGGACAGCAAUGGAAAGGUGGACGGCCACGACAACAAGGUGCCUCCCAGCAUGGAAUAUCUGACGGCCGAGGUCGUAAACAUGUUCGAGCUUACCUUUCCUGGGAUCAAGGAUCAGUGGGGCAGGCUCUCCCUCACCUGGGCGACGUCCUGUCCAGUGAGGCAUCUUGCUUGCCGGUCUUUCCAAAUCUUCAGGUGCAUCCUGACGUCGCUUGACCAGUACAUGUUGGGGGACAUGCUUGCCCGCCUGUCCAACACCAUCGCGGACGAAGACGCCGAGAUCCAGACUUUCUCCAUGGAGAUUCUCACCACACUCAAAUCGCUCAUCCUGAAGCUCGACGCUGACAAACUACUGGCUCUUCCUCAGCUUUUCUGGACCACAUGCGCCUGUCUCGAAUCCAUCAACGAAUGCGAAUUCCUUGAGGCGGUUGAGAUGCUGAACGAAUUCCUCAACAAACUUGACUUUCAAUCUCCCCCGGUGCGGCGCCUGCUGUACGAUGGUCAGCCCUCCAAAUGGGAUGGGUCUUUCGAAGGAUUGCAGCCCCUGCUGUACAAAGGGCUGCGGUCCUCGGCGUGCCUCGAUCUCACGCUCGAGACGCUCGAGAAGCUCAUCCGGCUGCCCAGUGAUGCCCUGGUUGGCGACGACAGCCGUCUUUUUUUCACGGCCAUCGCCAACCUGCCCCGCUUCUUGCAUGCCAUCGAUCAGAAAUCCCUUGAUCGAGGCGUCAUACAGGCGGCUGAAACACUCAUGGCAGCUGCGGACGAGCAGGGAAUGACGAGCAUGGCGGUGGUACUGGACAACUAUCUUGGAUCCAAAUACUUGUCUGGAGAAGACUUUGUGGGUCAACUGUUUUCGGCGCUCCGGGAACGGUUCCUGCCUGCGCUGGACUUCCCAAUGAUCACCAUGCUGAUGGGGUUCCUUACCAACGCGACUUCAUGGGUCAAGAUCAAGACGAUGCGCAUCCUCCGUGUGGUUAUCCCCGAGGUGGACAUGAAGAAGCCCGAGAUUGCCAGCCACGGCUCCGAUAUGAUCUCACCGCUCCUGCGGUUGUUGCAAACCGAGUACUGCAUGGAGGCUCUGGAAGUGCUGGACAACAUCAUGUCUAUGUCGGGAUCGUCGAUGGACAAGCACCAUCUCCGCAUGAGCAUGACGCGGCUCACAUCGAAGGCAGUCCGCAAGGAGUACGAACGAACGCAGAGCCUGUUUGGUAUUCCCGAAGCAUCCGGGUGGGCUAUUCCCAUGCCCGCACGGAAGACGGACUCGACACGGGCCAAUAUUCACGCAGCGUUCUACAUGUGCCAGAGCGACGAAGGGUUCGUUGCGCAACCGGCAAUGACACCCGAAGUCGAGUUCCACACAGACGACUUUCCCUAUGGGUACUUCCCAGGUUCUGGCGAUCGGGCCGACACGAUGAUGUCGGACGACGUGCGGAUCGACGCGCCCAUGGGAGAUCUCUUCUCCAAGCUUGAUAGCCUGGACGACUUUUUCGACGACCUGUCGACGAGCCCGCCGAGCGACGGCCGGUCUUCACGGACGGUCACAGAAUUCUCUCCCGACACGUUCGAGUCCGGUGCGCAGAUGUACGAGGAGCAAAUCCUCCCCAUUCUGCACCAAGCAUCCAACAAUAGCAGCAUGUCUUUCCAAAAUGGCUUUGCCGACAGGCCCAUUUUCCUGCCACGCGAGGGAGCGGGCGGAGUUGGAGGGGCCAACAACACGAUGAACCCAGGCGCCUUCAACAUCGGGGCCAGUGGCACGCCGGGCAACUACCACACCAAUCAUCACAGCAACAGCAGCCAUAUGACGCCAACCACCAUCACAACCGUCACGCCGCCAAACCGUCCCGGUCUCCACGCCCGCUCGGUCACGUCCCCCUCGGCGCCAGCCUCGUACCACGCGCAGUUGGGUGGCGCAGGCGACGUGACGUCGGACGACGAGUUCCUAGAUGACGUCUUUUCCGACGGCGACGACGAGCGACCGAUCACGGCCAGCGACGAGGGCCCGAGCGGAUCCUUUUUUUUGGAAAAUGUCAUACGCCCGCUGACGCAGAGCACCCGGUCGCGCGUGCGCCGCAUGACGGGCGGCAGGUCCCGCGACGGCGGGUUUCCUUUCCACCUGCUUCAGCAGCAGCAACAACAACAACAACAGCAGCAGCAGCAGGAGGCUGCGCCUCCUUUUGCUUCGACGUCUCUUGUGGCGGGUGGGGGCUCUCCUCAGCAGGGGGUGCCUAAGGUGACCGGGGGCUUUCUACCGCUGGGCCAUCAGCCCAGGCCGCAGACGCCGGGGUUGUGAUUGGUGUGAAGUGUCAUUUCCUUUUUUUUUUCUGCUCCCUUUUCACAGCUAAGCUGUGAUGUUUUGAAGGGUUCGACGCGAGGUGAAUUUUGCAUGGCGUGUAUGGCGUCGCCUGGUAUCUGGGCAUGUUUGAACAGAGAUGGGUGUACAUUUACUGGCAGAAGAUGAUGUGCUUCAAACGCUUAACGAGAAUUGAGCUGUCAUGUAAUCGCCAGUCGAGAAGAAGAAGACGAUAGUAAGGAGGCGAGAUGUGUCAUGUGGUUUUUGCGGACUGGGGCUGAGAUACCAGGUUACUGCUUGGAUUGACUGGGUAAGCUAGUUUAGUUUUACAGCAAAGCUGUAUGUCCGCGAAGUUUGAAUAAGACUGUCGCGGAAUGAGCUGGGUUUGUUUCUGAGUAUCGCAGAUGCUGGUACAUCAAUGCCGAAAGCCCGACUCACAAUCGUUUGAGAACGGAGGUGUGUGUAAGUUGUGGUUACAACGGCGAGCCUGUCGAAACCCC
Molecule: messenger RNA, 8620 nt
Organism: Parathielavia appendiculata
Lineage: Eukaryota; Fungi; Ascomycota; Sordariomycetes; Sordariales; Chaetomiaceae
Exons: 2
Coding region: 201-8120 (2639 amino acids)
Biological process (GO): cell morphogenesis
Cellular component (GO): site of polarized growth; cell cortex
Source: RefSeq, a predicted model, not a curated record